Molecule: messenger RNA, 1276 nt
Organism: Vidua macroura (Pin-tailed whydah)
Lineage: Eukaryota; Metazoa; Chordata; Aves; Passeriformes; Viduidae
Gene: NEUROD4
Product: neuronal differentiation 4
Exons: 1
Coding region: 25-978 (317 amino acids)
Biological process (GO): nervous system development; regulation of DNA-templated transcription
Molecular function (GO): protein dimerization activity
Source: RefSeq, a predicted model, not a curated record
CAGACCUGCUCCAAGCCCUCGGACAUGGCCGAGCUCGUCAGCAGCCAGGCCUGGCUGGAGGAAAUGCCGGCAGCCAAGGCCGAGCUGAAGGAGGGGGACACCAGGACCGCUCCCUUCACACUGGUGCCGGCCCUGACCGAGGAGCAUGACAGCGUGGAGGAGGAGGAGGAGGAGGAAGAGGAUGGCGAGAAGCCCAAGAGGAGGGGCCCCAAGAAGAAGAAGAUGACCAAGGCCAGGCUGGAGCGGUUCCGGGCGCGGCGGGUCAAGGCUAACGCCCGGGAGCGCACGAGGAUGCACGGCCUGAACGACGCCCUGGACAACCUGCGCAGGGUCAUGCCCUGCUACUCCAAAACCCAGAAGCUCUCCAAGAUCGAGACGCUGCGGCUGGCCAGGAACUACAUCUGGGCCCUGUCCGAGGUGCUGGAGACGGGGCAGACGCCCGAGGGGAAGAGCUUCGUGGAGAUGCUGUGCAAGGGGCUGUCGCAGCCCACCAGCAACCUGGUGGCCGGCUGCCUGCAGCUGGGCCCGCAACCACUCUUCGUGGAGAAGCACGAGGAGAAGCCCUGCGAGCCGGCCCUGGCUGGCCACUCCUUUGGCUACCAGGGUCUGCCCAGCCCCCCCUAUGGCUCCAUGGAGUCCCACCUGCUGCACCUGAAGCCGCCGGCCUUCAAGAGCCUCGUGGACGCGUCCUUCGGGAGCCACCCCUCUGACUGCUCCACGCCCCCCUACGAGGGGCCCCUGACGCCGCCCCUGAGCAUCAGCGGGAACUUCUCCCUGAAGCAGGACGGGUCCCCGGAGCUGGAGAAGUCCUACCCCUUCAUGGCCCACUACCCCUCGGUCAGCCUGGCCGGAGGCCACGGACAUGGCUCCCACUUCCAGAGCUCCGUGCCCCGCUACGAGAUCCCGCUGGACGUCAGCUUCGAGUCCUUCCCACCCCACGUGGCUGGGCCCCAGCUCGGCGCCAUCUUCAACGAGUAGCGGGGCCUGGCACGGGUUUGGGGCAGGGAGAAGUGGGGCGGGGAGCCAUCCCCGGGAUGGACACAGCCGGGUGAGGGACCUUGAGCAUCUCUGCAGGAUGUGGCCCUGGAGGUGGCCGGUGUCACCGUGCUGCUGUCCCAGCUGUCCCCAGGAGCCAUUCUGGACUCUGAGUGGUCACUGCUGCGUCCCCCAGAGAUGCUCCCGAAGGUGUUUCUGCCUCCAGGACGUCCAUCCUGACACCAGGUCCAGCCCUGGGAUUGUCCAUCCUCUCCCUGUCCUCGCCCUGGUGUGGGGACAC